AUGUCCCCAAUCCUUCAGAUGGACUACGGAACCGUUAACAUCCUAGCCGCUACUCUCGUCGUGGCAACUUUGAUUGUCUUGAUGAGGAGGCUCAAAAACCAACUUCCCCUUCCUCCUGGACCACGACACUAUCCAAUCAUCGGAAAUAUCUUAGACAUGCCUUCAAGCUUUCCAGGGCACAAGUUCGAAGCAAUGGGUAAAAAAAUCAACACAGACAUCCUAUAUCUUGACGUCGCAGGGAAAAACAUCGUGGUUUUAAAUUCGUUCCGCGCUACCGAUGACUUGCUUGAAAAGCGUUCAGCAAAUUAUUCCAGCAGACCUCGGUUCACUAUGGUGAACGAACUAAUGGGAUGGAACCGGGAUUUCAUCUUCAUGGACUACGGUACCGACUGGAAAGCCCACCGAAAGCUCUUCCAACAAGGUUCGGUCCUCACACUCAUAAUGUCCCUACCCCAUGCAUUCACAUUACCAUCCCUGUCGACAGAAUUCCCAAAUACCCACCCGAACAAAUUACACCGUCCUCAUGAAUUACGAGCAAACAGAAUUCUCCUCCGGAACCUCUUGGAAGAUCCGACAAACUACCGGGAUCAUCUACGUCUAAUGGCAGGUUCACUUCUGAUAGCUGUAACCUAUGGUCUAGAAACAAAAGACAGAACCGAUCCCUAUAUGCAAAACGCGGAAAAAGCGCUAGAUGUUCUACUUCAUGCCAUGAAUCCGGGUACCUUUCUAGUCGACUCUCUCCCCUGGCUCAAACACAUUCCCGAAUGGUUCCCAGGAGCUGGAUUCAAGCGAAAAGCGAGAGAAUGGGAAAAACUAUAUCAUAAAAUGGCAGAUGAAGCAUUUGAUGCAACGAAACGAGAUAUGGCCAACGGAACUGCACAACCCUCCUUUGUAUCAAGCUCUUUACAAAGAAUCACAACCAACGAGGACGAUAGCAUCUCCCGGGAUGAAAUGGAAACUCUAAUUCGCGAAACUGCGGCCAGCAUGUACGAAGCCGGAACAGACACAGUAUUCACCGGGGUUCUCACAUUCUUCCUCGCCAUGACAUGUUUCCCGGAAUAUCAAGCCAAAGCGCAAGAAGAGAUCGACCGGGUUAUAGGUCCAGACAGGCUACCAGAUUUUGAGGACCGGGAAUCUCUCCCGUAUUGCGAAGCUAUUAUGCAGGAAACGUUCAGGUGGCAGCCUGUCGGUCCCGUAUCGGUCGUCCACCACACUUACGUCGAAGACGAAUACAGAGGUUAUCGCAUCCCAAAAAACUCUACCGUCAUCCCGAAUGUUUGGGCAAUCCUCCAUGACGAAACGAUGUAUCCCGAUCCAUACCGGUUCAACCCUAACCGGUGGCUUACUACACUCAAAGAUGGAAAGUUAGGAAUCAACCCAAAUAUCCGUGAUACAACCGCCGGUUUCGGUUUCGGUAGAAGAAUCUGCCCGGGCCGACAGCUGGGACUAUCAACGACAUUCUUGACUAUUGCAACUACCAUAGCGGCAUUUGAAAUCCAAAAAGCUCUCGACGAGAAUGGGAAGAUCAUUGAACCCUCCAUGGAGUUUGUAUCUGCGCUCCAGAACCGUCCGGCACCGUUCGGAUGUCGCAUCAAACCGAGGUCAGAAAAGUAUGAAACACUGAUUUGCGAUGCGAUGGAUCAGCUGUAA
Molecule: messenger RNA, 1650 nt
Organism: Marasmius oreades (fairy-ring Marasmius)
Lineage: Eukaryota; Fungi; Basidiomycota; Agaricomycetes; Agaricales; Marasmiaceae
Exons: 15
Coding region: 1-1650 (549 amino acids)
Molecular function (GO): oxidoreductase activity, acting on paired donors, with incorporation or reduction of molecular oxygen; heme binding; monooxygenase activity
Source: RefSeq, a predicted model, not a curated record